AUGGCUGACGACAUGGAGGUUGACAGAGAAGCAGCGAAAAAGCCUGAAAAAAUGUUUACCCUGAAGAAAUGGAAUUUAGUCGCCAUGUGGAGUUGGGACGUAGAAUGUGACACGUGCGCAAUUUGUCGUGUUCAAGUGAUGGAUGCAUGUCUACGAUGUCAAUCUGAGAACAAACAAGACGAUUGUGUUGUUGUUUGGGGCGAGUGUAACCAUUCUUUUCACUUGUGCUGUAUGACUCUGUGGGUAAAACAGAACAAGCGAUGUCCAUUGUGUCAGCAGGACUGGGAGGUUCAAAGGAUCGGGAAGUAGGAUAUAUAAUUGCAUGAAAAUGGAUGUGUGUUGGUAUCAUUAGAGAUGGAUCAUCAGGAUAAAGAUGGGACUUCUUGGAGUGAUGUUUCAAGCAUUCCUUGUUCUGGACAGUGGUCUUUAUGUACUUAAGGAAAUAUUUAAGACUUUUAAGAUCCAUCACUGACCAGAUUGAAAUGUGCAAUACUUUCCUACAUCACCAAGAGCCCUUGUAACAUUUUGUCAGUCAGCAGUUGCUCUACUUCUUGAUGUGCAGAUGGUAGAGGUUAUCGGUAAUAUGGACAGAAAAUUAAGAGAAUACUCUUUUUAUAGCCCAAAAAUGAAACUUUCAUUUUCUCGUUGUUGAAAUCCAGGACAGGACAGCAGAUCACAAAAGAAUUCAGAAAGUAUAGAUCUUGACUAAAAGUUUGAAAAUUGAGCAGAACCAAAACCUUUAAAAUUUUGGAAGGUCUCAGUUUGGGUGUUGUACCCAACCACUUUACUGGUUAAAGGUGGUGAGAAAGAUCUGAACAGGUUCGAAACAUUUGUUUCUAAAUGAGUAAAGAGAUUGCUUCAAUCUUGAAUUUAUUUGCAACCUUAAAGCACCACAUAUAUACACCAAAAAGUUCACAAAGUUUACCAUGGCAUUAUUAUUUCAAUAUCCAGUAAUAAGCCCAUCCCUGACUUUUAGUCUAAGCUAGUUCUUGACCCUCUGGAUUCAUUUCAGGAUGUUUACUUUGAUACAAGUGUUCUUCAAUUUUGCUUGAAUCCUUGAAAACCAGGAUCUUAAUAUGUUCUUAGUGGAAUGCUGUCUAGUCAGGAGUUACAAGUAUUUAAUCAUAACUAAAUAUUAUGACCUUUGUCAUAGGUUAUUUAUAAUUUGAAUUGGAUGAAAUCCAGGGGGAUGUAAAGACAAAAGAGAAAAUCAAAUAAGAAUAUUAUGUUAUUAUAAAAAAUAAAAUAUUAUAUAAAAUUACCUUGUUAUGUAAUUGUAAUUCAACACCUCUGCCAGGGAUUGUGCCCAGGAUCUCUUGUUUACAGAUUAACUUUGAAAAAGUUUACAAGAAACAAAAGCUUUACCAGUACGACAUUUACAUGUAGGUAAAAUUAAAACAGCAUGGAUUAUUUAACUUCAUUAUUCAUAAAAUUACGACGGCUGAGUUGUAUAGGUACAUGACGGCCCUCCACCUCUGGGUCUCAUAUUUGAGGCAUACAGUGUACGCAAAGCAGUCACCAGGUACUGACAGCAGGUUGGUGGCGUUUCUCCAGAACUCCAGCUUUCCUCCAUCACUCAAACCUGGCAAAUCCUUGAAUGACCGAAUUACUUCAAUUAGCUGUUAAUAGGAUGUAACAUUAUAUUCUAUAAAACAAUAUUUAGUGCACUAGAUUGAAGUGAAACUGGUAAUGAAUCUGUAAAUUUUCAUUUCUUUUUUAAUUGGGUCGCCUUUUCUAGUCUAGUUGGCGUGCUUGUAAGAAUUCUAAAAGUAAUUUUGAGAGUUCUCUAAACACAGGUGUUGCCAUCAUCAAGAAUCCCGUAGACCUAGAUGGUUAAUGAAGUAAAGUAAUCAUCGUGGCAUUAUUUUUUUGUUUUUGUGCACAUGGAAUAUUAUGACAAUAUGAAAACAUCAGGUUAUGAUUGCUUAUGUGUACUCUAUGAAAGUUGUGAUAAAUUACAGAAAUUC
Messenger RNA from Ylistrum balloti, 1967 nucleotides. RefSeq names its product RING-box protein 2-like. Gene Ontology annotation, cellular component: Cul5-RING ubiquitin ligase complex; nucleus. The transcript is spliced from 3 exons. Gene Ontology annotation, biological process: ubiquitin-dependent protein catabolic process; protein ubiquitination. Bases 1 to 309 code for a protein of 102 amino acids. Lineage: Eukaryota; Metazoa; Mollusca; Bivalvia; Pectinida; Pectinidae. The record is from RefSeq and is a predicted model, not a curated record. Gene Ontology annotation, molecular function: ubiquitin protein ligase activity; zinc ion binding; cullin family protein binding.